AGCAUGGAGGAUGUUUUUUUCCCUGCUCGCAUCAGUAAGCUAAAGCAAGAAGAAGUCGCGCUCGGCAUCGACGCCUUUGCGUUUUUUGUUUGAUUAUUUCGGGCUUCAUUCUCAAGAAAUAACCUUCUGAGCGCGGUUUUUUUUUGGUGUGUGUUGUUGCAUAAUCUGCCUUGCUUGCAUCCAACCGAGCGGCUGCACCUGCACACGAUACCCGAGACAAAUCAAGAAAUACCUGCGGGGCGUUUCAUGUUUUUACACACAGUUUGCGCAAUAUUUAAACACAGCGGAAAUAUUUUGUCAGAAGGUGAUACAUUGCGAUGCUUAUCAUCCAACAGCAAUGAUGCUGCGGCACGAGAGCAGUAAAAUAGACUAAAAAUUAGGCGAUGGACAAUGUCCUAUCCAGCGGGUACAAGACCCCUGAGCUCCUGGUCCUGAAUGCAGCGGAGAGAGACACCUAACCGGGUGUCACCGUCAGCCCUGGAUGCUGCGCCGAAGAAUGGGAUACGCCGACCCAUCGUCGGGUAAAGAUAUACUCGGCAAUAGAUCUCUUUGCUUUAUAUUUAUUUGCGCAUUUGGACUCGUCACACUAUUGCAACAGAUUCUCUAUGGAAAAAACUAUAUCAAGAGUGCGCAACAGUUUAGCCGACUCAAAGGGGACGAGACAGGAAAUUGGACCGGUCCCGUUAAUUUCUCGGAUGAUGGAUCUCUGAAGCCGGCCAGAAAUGGAAGGAAAAGAUGUUUCCGUCAGAAUUUUCAGCCAGAUUCACAGAUCUCCGUAAUAGUCACACCCUGCCUAGCCGAUAUUAAGAAGAAAAAAAAAAGGUAUCUGGAAAACUACGAUGGCUCAUAUGAAUACAACUCCACUGCUUGCAGGGAGCUCAGACAGGAGAUUAUGGACGUCAAAGUCUUGACAAUAGACAUCAGUCGGAAAAUACAUGGCCAUGGGUAUCCUUCCUCAUUCCACAAGUCUCUCUGCCUGUCUGCCAGGGUGAAAACCUCAGAGCUGUUUGAGAGAUGGCGAAACCUGCAGGUGUGUAGGUGGGAGCAGAACAAGGAGGAGACCAGCAACUUCAAGAUGUCUCUGUCUCGCUGCUGUAAUGCUCCGUCCUUUCUGUUCACCACCAAGAGGAACACUCCUGCAGGGACCAAGCUGAGGUACGAGGUGGACACCAGUGGUAUUCUUCCCAUCACCACUGAAGUCUUCAAGAUGUUCCCAGAUGAUAUGCCGUAUUCCAAAUCACAGUACAAGAAAUGUGCUGUUAUUGGAAAUGGCGGCAUCAUCAAGAACACCAAAUGUGGAAAGGAAAUUGACUCAGCAGAUUUUGUGUUUAGGUGCAACAUACCACCCAUCAAUGAGAAGUACUCUGCUGAUGUUGGCACUAAAACAGAUCUGGUGACAAUAAAUCCGAGCAUUAUUACAGAGAGAUUUCAGAAACUGGAGAAAUGGCGCCGACCGUUUUACGAAGUUCUCCAGAAUUACGAGAACUCCUCAGUGGUGCUUCCCGCCUUCUACAACACCCGCAACACAGAUGUAUCUUUCAGAGUCAAAUACAUGCUGGAUGACUUUGACUCCCAGAGGGGCGUGUUCUUCUUCCACCCGCAGUACCUCCUCAACGUUCAGCGUUUCUGGGCGGUGCAGGGCGUCCGGGCAAAACGGGUCAGCAGUGGCCUGAUGCUCGUCACCGCUGCCCUGGAGAUGUGCGAGGAAGUCCACCUCUACGGUUUCUGGGCGUUUCCCAUGAACCCUUCUGGCAUCUUCAUUACUCACCAUUACUAUGACAACGUCAAGCCACGGCCGGGCUUCCACGCAAUGCCACAUGAAAUUUUCAACUUUAUUCACAUGCAUACCCGUGGGAUCAUCAACGUACACACGGGUCAGUGCACGUGAUGUCUCACUCGUGUGCGUUAACGUGGUUUACCGUUUAGUUGGUUUAUUUUAAAAUGUGUUUCAUUUUAGUCCAAGAGACACUUAUGUCCUCCCUAUUUAAAAAGUGAGUUGGCCUUCAGAGCGUCCACUUCUUUGCUCUCACUUAUUCCACGAUACAGUGAAGGUAGCUUGCUUUGAUUGCCAACAUACUUAUGUGUACCUUAAGUUGUUUACUUAGCCGAUCAGAUCGCUAUGGUUAUCUCCGACUCUUUAACCAUAGGAUGCUUGUUUUUAAAUGUGAAAAGUGGUCAUCAUAGUGAUGUUGUUUCUGUGAAGUUUUCUAGUGGCUCUGCUGUACAGAGGUGUUGUUUUCUACUCAACGUUGCACAGAUAUUUACGCUGAAACGGGCCGCAGUGGGUGUCUUUGUGCCCCCUCAUUCCCACUCUCUUUCUCUCUUUAUCUCUGACACUCUGUGGGUGUGGCAGCUUUUAAUGUUUGUGUAAAACAAAACCUGAACCUUGAUAUUAAGAAAAAAAAAUUGUAACAUCCAAUUGUCUACUUUUGUAAUCUGUUUCCUAUUCUCCAGAUUCACUGGGUGAAUAUUUUAAAAACACUAUUGAAACGGCCUGUUUUUAGUGGCCUACUUCUAUCUUAAAAAUCCCCUCUGAUAUAUCUGGUGAAAAAAAAGGUAUGAGAAAAGGCAAGGAUAUUUUCUUUGUCAUGAUUUUGGACAAAAGCCAGAUAAAUAUUUUAAAAUGACACCAACUGAGCAAAACUUUGACUUUUAAGGCCGUCCAAUUUGUAAAGUGGCAGUACUUACGGCACUGUCGAGCGACCCAGCCUCUCGUUGUCAUUCAUGUCUUAAGCCAUGCUGCCUUAUGAAAUAUCAAACCCCUCUAUAUGAUAUGCAAUGCACCCAUGUGUUUUGCUUAUCAAAAAAUACAUUAAAAUCAAACUAAAUCUUAGUUUGUCUCUUGAAUCAAAGGACAUGUAAGACUCUAUGGUGUAGGAGUUCAUGUGCGGUUCUCAGCUCGUAUUUUAUUGGAAUUAGCAAAGUCUUACUCCCUGUAAACUCCAUUCAUAAUCAUGUAAUGCUCUGCAUGACUUUACUCUAUACUUGGCUUUGUGUGUGCCUGCUUCAAUGAUCACUGAAAUAUGUUUACACUUAAGCCUCCACUGGAGCUCACAGUGCUUUUGGAGAUAUAUACACGAACCUUUUCACAGAGAGAUGAAUGGAUUCGUUGAAUUGUAUAAUAGUGGAUGCAGUUGAGUCAUUGAUUGAAGAUGCACAAAUGAAGACGGUUGAUGCCCUUUUUGUGAAGUGCUACGACCCUUUUAUCACCACUGUAUUCUUCCACCGUCCCCUUUGAAUUGUGAGCGUUCAGUUUUCACUCUAGAAACCGUUGAAAGCUGUGUUUUUACUGUAAGUUUUGUUGUACGCUGCAAAAGGUUUUAAGAGACUGUAAAUGCAUAUUUUGGCACUCCUCUGUUCACGUUCAUUAUUUCCUUUGUAUUUAAAAGUCAUUGCUUAUAAGAUUGUUUCUUUCAUCAUUUAUACAGACUCUUUGUGUGUUUAUGCGCAAGAGAUAUGAGUUUAGCAAAUAUGAACACCAAAAAUGUUUCGGCUUGACCACUAAAUUUUUGCACAGACACAAGUGAAUCAAGAAUGGGGAAAGGAAAGGGAACUGGUCUGUGUACUUAAUGGAGGCAAUAUAAAUAUAUAUAACACAGUGCUUCUUA
Messenger RNA from Plectropomus leopardus (leopard coralgrouper), 3608 nucleotides. RefSeq names its product ST8 alpha-N-acetyl-neuraminide alpha-2,8-sialyltransferase 5 (gene st8sia5). The record is from RefSeq and is a predicted model, not a curated record. NCBI's taxonomy places the organism in Eukaryota, Metazoa, Chordata, Actinopteri, Perciformes, Serranidae. Gene Ontology annotation, biological process: N-glycan processing; oligosaccharide metabolic process. Gene Ontology annotation, molecular function: alpha-N-acetylneuraminate alpha-2,8-sialyltransferase activity.